Sphenostylis stenocarpa is the source of this 957-nucleotide messenger RNA. The record is from the annotation of a GenBank genome assembly. NCBI's taxonomy places the organism in Eukaryota, Viridiplantae, Streptophyta, Magnoliopsida, Fabales, Fabaceae.
AUGAAAGUGGCAGAUUUAGGUUGUUCAGUAGGACCAAAUACACUUCUUGUCACAUCAAACAUUAUUGACAUUGUUGAUGCCACAUGCAUCCGCUUGAACCAUGAACCACCAACAUUCCAGUUUUAUCUCAAUGAUUUGUUUGGAAAUGAUUUCAAUACCAUCUUCAAUUCACUUCCUGACUUCUAUACAAGAUUGGUACAAGAUAAAGGUCACAAGUUUGAUUCAUGCUUUAUUAAUGCCACCCCUGGAUCUUUUCAUGGGAGGCUCUUUCCUAAUAAUUCCAUCAACUUUUUUCAUUCUGCCAACAGUCUACACUGGCUCUCUCAGGAUCCCUUAUUAGGGUUAACUAAGGAGGUAAAAACACUGAACAAGGGAAACUGCCAUAUAGUUAGCACAAGCCCACCAGAAGUAUACAAAGCCUACCUGAAGCAGUUUCAAGAAGGUUUUAAAUUGUUUCUGAAAUCACGUUCAGAGGAACUUGUUCCUGGAGGAGCAAUAGUCUUGGUGUUACCUUGCACUUGCAAAAGUGAAACUCUUUCAAAAAGCCUUUGGGAAGUAAUUAACCUAACACUCUAUGACAUGCUCUUGGAGGGUUUGAUUGAAGAAGAAAAAUUGGACUCCUUUAACAUACCAACAUAUGAACCUACAAUUGAGGAAAUUAGGCAUUUGAUUAAGGAAGAAGAGUCGUUGUUUCUUCAAAGAUUAGAGGUUUUCACCGUGCCUAGGGAUGAAGGUAUAAGUGAACGUGGAAAUGAUUAUUUUCUUGAUGAAAGUAUUAGAGCUGAGUUCAUAGCCACCUACACAAGAGCUGCAAUGGAGCCUCUCUUAUCUGCAAAAUUUGAGGUACAAGUUAUAAAUGAGUUAUUUAUCAGGUUUCAAAAGAAACUUGUGCAACUCAUGAAGGUGGAGAAAUUUGAGACUGCUAAUGUGAUUAUAUCCAUAACAAAAAAUGUUUGA